AUGGCAGCCCCAAGGAAAGCAGCUGGGGGGCCUUUGGUGGGGGCGGUGGUCCAGGGCACCAACUCCACUCGCUUUCUGGUUUUCAAUUCAAAAACAGCAGAACUGCUUAGUCAUCAUCAAGUGGAAUUAUCGCAAGAGUUCCCCAAAGAAGGAUGGGUGGAACAAGACCCUAAGGAAAUGCUUGAGUCUGUGUAUGAGUGUAUAGCGAAAACCUGUGAGAAACUUGGUGAAAUGAAUAUCGAUAUAUCGAACAUCAAAGCGAUUGGGGUCAGCAAUCAAAGGGAAACCACCAUCGUCUGGGACAAGAGAACCGGAGAACCUCUGUACAAUGCCGUGGUGUGGCUUGAUCUAAGAACGCAGUCUACCGUGGAGGCUCUGAAUAAAAAGAUUCCAGGAAAUAACAACUUCGUCAAGACGAAGACAGGCCUUCCACUGAGCACGUACUUCAGCGCUGUGAAGCUUCGCUGGCUGCUUGACAAUGUGAGACAAGUUCAACAGGCCGUUGAGGAAGGCAGAGCUCUUUUUGGUACCAUUGACUCAUGGCUCAUCUGGAGUUUGACAGGAGGAGUGAAUGGAGGUGUCCAUUGCACGGACGUAACCAAUGCAAGCAGGACCAUGCUUUUCAACAUCCAUUCUCUGGAAUGGGACCAAGAGCUCUGUGACUUUUUUGAAAUUCCAAUGAGCAUUCUUCCAAAUGUCUGGAGUUCCUCUGAGAUCUAUGGCCUGAUGAAAAGUGGGGCCUUGGAAGGUGUGCCGAUAUCUGGGUGUUUGGGGGACCAGUCCGCUGCGUUAGUAGGACAGAUGUGCUUCCAGGAAGGACAAGCCAAAAACACUUAUGGAACAGGCUGUUUUUUACUGUGUAACACAGGUCGCAAGUGUGUGUUUUCUGAACAAGGCCUCCUGACCACAGUCGCUUACAAACUAGGCAGAGAUAAGCCAGUGUGUUAUGCUCUGGAAGGUUCUGUUGCCAUAGCUGGGGCCGUUGUUCGUUGGCUGAGAGACAAUCUUGGAAUUAUACAGACCUCAGAAGAAGUUGAAAAACUUGCUCAAGAAGUGGGUACUUCUUAUGGGUGCUAUUUUGUCCCAGCUUUUUCAGGGUUAUAUGCGCCUUACUGGGACCCAAGUGCAAGAGGGAUCAUCUGUGGUCUCACUCAAUUCACCAAUAAGAAUCACAUUGCUUUUGCUGCAUUAGAAGCUGUUUGUUUCCAAACCCGAGAGAUUUUGGAUGCCAUGAACCGUGACUGUGGAAUUCCACUCAGCCAUUUGCAGGUAGAUGGAAGAAUGACCAAUAACAAAAUUCUUAUGCAAUUACAAGCCGAUAUUCUGCAUAUUCCAGUGGUAAAAUCCUCUAUGGCAGAAACAACCGCACUGGGAGCUGCCAUGGCUGCAGGAGCUGCAGAUGGAGUAGGCGUCUGGAGCCUCGACCCUGAGGACUUGUCAGCUGUCACGAUGGAACGUUUUGAACCACAGAUCCAGGCCACAGAAACUAAAUUACGUUACUCUACAUGGAAGAAGGCUGUGACAAAGUCAAUGGGUUGGGUUACAAAUCCUGAUGAUCCUUCAAUCUUCUCUAGUCUGCCCUUGGGUUGUUUUAUAGUGAGUAGCAUGAUAAUGUUAAUUGGAGCAAGAUACAUCGCAGGUAUACCAUAACAAUACCCACCAUGGAUUCCUAAGAUGUGAGUUUUUUACAUGAUGAAAGAACCCGCAAUUCCAUCUCUCAGUAUGAUGACACUAUUGUAGAUUGUGAUGUUAUUUAUAAACCUCUUGCUAUAUGUCCCAUGGACACCUGUGGCUUGAAAUAAAUAAAACACAAUAGAAAAGCAACU
Ochotona curzoniae (black-lipped pika) is the source of this 1826-nucleotide messenger RNA. RefSeq names its product glycerol kinase 2 (gene GK2). Gene Ontology annotation, cellular component: mitochondrion. The coding region runs from base 1 to 1650 and encodes 549 amino acids. The transcript has a single exon. The record is from RefSeq and is a predicted model, not a curated record. Gene Ontology annotation, biological process: glycerol-3-phosphate biosynthetic process; glycerol metabolic process; triglyceride metabolic process. NCBI's taxonomy places the organism in Eukaryota, Metazoa, Chordata, Mammalia, Lagomorpha, Ochotonidae. Gene Ontology annotation, molecular function: glycerol kinase activity.